AACCUCGCGAACUGAGACAACUGCCCAGUGCUAACCAUGCCUCACUCAGACCACUCUCCAUCUCCGCAACGCGAGUCAUUUCCCCAUCUCCCAAAAUUUCCAGAUAACGUACCCACUGCGCCUCUUCUACGCAUAUCCCUCCAGAAACUUCUUGAGCACGAUGAAGAAGAACAAAACAGGUGCUGGCAAGCAUGUUGCGAAUUAGGUUUCUUUUACCUCGACGUACGCACACGCAACAGUGACACGAAUAAUGGAACUACUAUCGAUGGCGAUGCGUUACUCGGAGACGUGGACAAAUUGUUCGAUGUGAUGCAAGACUUUUAUGAUCUCGAUGUCACAGAGAAGAUCAAGUACGAUUUUAAAGACCAGGGCAGUUACUUUGGUUACAAAGGAUACGGCGAAGGCAUAGUUGACAAGCAAGGGACGAAAGAUAGGAAUGAAUUCUACAACAUCUCCAAGGACGAUGUCAUUGGUCUCACUGACCCCCUCCCCUCCCCAGCGGUCCUAAAUCCACAUCGUGGUCUGUACAAAUCGUACAUCGCCUCCUCACACGCGAUCUGUAUGCUUGUCACUUCUCUGCUAUCUUCCCGGCUCCCUUUAAAAGAGGAUAUCCGUGGAGCGGGUGGUCUGCCUGCCAUCCAUCGCUUGAAUGCCGCAUCAGGGGACCAGAUCCGUUUUGUCAAAGCGCCGCCGCAGGAGCAAUCGCUCAAAGGCGUGGCGUUGGGUGAACAUACGGAUUUUGGUAGCGUCACAGUGCUGUUCAAUCGUUUGGGUGGCCUGCAGGUCAGGCUGCCUGAACACAUAUCGCCACUUGAGCCGAUGUCCGCGUCUCCCCCACCUACCGACGUGGAGAAGAAGCUGUGUGAAGAUGGCUGGACGUAUGUUCGUCCUUUACCUGGACACUGCAUCGUCAAUCUUGGAGAUGCGCUUGUCAAGUUCUCUGAUGGUGCGCUGAGAAGUAACAUCCAUCGCGUUGUUGCUCCGCCAGGUGAACAGGGCAGUGUUACGAGGUACAGUCUUGUGUACUUUUGCCGGCCCGAGGAUGACGUUUUAUUGAAGAGUUUAAUAGAGGGCGGGUCAAAGGAUGCAGAAGAGCAAGUUACAGCAAAAGAUUGGAUUCUUCGAAGGGCGUUAGGACGGAGGAAGGCAGAUGGAUGGGAGAAGAGUAGUGGCACAGAGAGUGUGAGUAUGAGGAGUGGUGGGAUGAGGUCGUGAUACAAGGAGUGUUAGGUGUAUACCCUUAAUGACUAUUGGGCGCAUACCAAUGACCAGCCCUUCAUCCCCAGCUGUUGCAACUCGCGAGAUAGUGGCCAAAAGGCAUCGGAAGUUGGAUGUUACAGUUGAACACGAUCAAUGUGAACUCAUGAUUGUGGCAUGUAUGGAGAAGAAGUGG
Molecule: messenger RNA, 1393 nt
Organism: Alternaria alternata
Lineage: Eukaryota; Fungi; Ascomycota; Dothideomycetes; Pleosporales; Pleosporaceae
Product: Clavaminate synthase-like protein
Exons: 2
Coding region: 37-1215 (392 amino acids)
Molecular function (GO): dioxygenase activity
Source: RefSeq, a predicted model, not a curated record